CAUAGACAUGGCAGACUAGAACUCCACCCCCUACUCCCCAGUUCAGUAGAUUUUCAUUUGUGUGAGAGAUUCAUCUAGCGUGUUUCUCCGCUUCGACACGGAACCGACAUUUAAAACCGAAAACUAUAUCAGACAUCCGUUAGUGCUAUUGCUGUUGAGAAGUCUCGCGCUGUGUCCCAACAGCAAGAGAGUAAACUGCUGUGAAAAAAUCCAUCAUGAACUGGGCAUUUCUGCAGGGUCUCCUCAGUGGAGUGAACAAAUAUUCCACAGCCUUUGGCCGUGUAUGGCUCUCCGUCGUCUUCCUCUUCAGGGUCAUGGUGUUUGUGGUGGCAGCAGAGAAGGUUUGGGGGGAUGAGCAAAAGGACUUUAAAUGCAACACGGCUCAGCCUGGCUGUCACAACGUCUGCUAUGACCACUUCUUCCCCGUGUCUCAUGUGCGUCUGUGGGCUCUGCAGCUCAUCUUUGUCACCUGCCCAUCACUGCUAGUGGUCAUGCAUGUGGCCUACAGAGAGGAUAGAGAGCGUAAAAACAGAGAGAAAUAUGGAGAGAACUGCCGCAAACUUUACCAGAACACCGGGAAGAAGCGUGGUGGCCUUUGGUGGACUUAUGUUCUAACCCUUGUUUUUAAAAUAGGAGUGGAUGCCACCUUUGUGUACCUCCUCUACCACAUCUACGAGGGCUACGACUUCCCUAACCUCAUAAAGUGCAAACAGGCCCCCUGUCCAAACACAGUGGACUGCUUCAUUGCACGUCCCACAGAAAAGAGAAUCUUCACCAUUUUCAUGGUGGCCACCAGCCUGGCAUGUAUCGUCCUCUCAGUAUUUGAAAUCCUCUAUCUAGUGGGCAAACGCUUUCGAGAAUGCUUCACUGGACAGAAACGCUCUCGACGUGCCUUGACAGACACCAUUUCCAGUGGAAGCACUCUUAUGGAGGGCAACAAUUUAAAAUCUCCCACUCCAAAGACCCCUGUUCCUUCAUACAACAUGGAAAUGGCUAAUGACAAUAUUUUAAAAGGAAAGUACAUUGUAAUAAACUAGAAGAACUCUAAAAGGCUGUUGUCUUCCAAACUACAAAGGAGGAAGGUCCUUCCUGUGCUGAGACAAUGAACUGGAACAUUUGAACAGCAAGAGCAGUGGCGCCAUGCAAUAAAUGUUGUGCUUGGCACACUGUCUAAUAACUCAGGAAUGCUGUAUAUUACUGUUUUGUAUCAUCAAAAUACAAAGUCAGUUUGAAUUCAGAUCCUUUACUUGACUCAGACUUUGUACAAACAAAAUGUGGUUUUCUGUAUAAGAUAUUCCCUUCCUUUGGUGCCCACCAUCCAGACGUUUUAGACUCCACCGUGGCGCUUUGCUCUGAGGACAGUGAGAAGUUGCUCUUGUAUAUAUUGUCAUUUAAUUAACAUAAUUUAAACCAGAAAGGUUGUGCUGCUAUACAAGUUGUGGUAUAAAUGUUUAAACAGGUAGAAAAGAGAGAGUGAUGAGGUUGCAGAGUACUUUUAUAAACACAUUUGUUCAUGUUGUAUAUAUUGGACGCAACAGAAAUGCAAGCCUAGAUGUGCUUGUAACUAUUUUGUUUAAAUAAACAUUUUUGUAAAGAUUUGUGUUGUUGGAGAUAAUUAAAUGUGAAUACAAUCCUAAAAAACAGAA
Boleophthalmus pectinirostris (great blue-spotted mudskipper) is the source of this 1646-nucleotide messenger RNA. RefSeq names its product gap junction beta-4 protein-like. Gene Ontology annotation, biological process: cell communication. The transcript has 2 exons. NCBI's taxonomy places the organism in Eukaryota, Metazoa, Chordata, Actinopteri, Gobiiformes, Gobiidae. Gene Ontology annotation, cellular component: connexin complex. The coding region runs from base 216 to 1037 and encodes 273 amino acids. The record is from RefSeq and is a predicted model, not a curated record.